CAGGAAAAGACCUGCAGACAGGCGUUGCAGGCACUGUGUGAGCUAGCUCUCAUUUGCUCUAUGUGAGUUCAACCACCUUUGCUGCCUGCCACGGUUCGGUGUGCACGAGCCACUUACUGCGCAUCAAUGGCUGGAGAGGAACUGGGUGACGCAGUGAGCCACCUGGUGAGCCAGCAUUUGAAGGACUUGGAAGACGCCGUUUCAGCAAGUGAACGCUACAUCGAGGAGUUUAAGGCUACGAAACGCAGCACCUUCGUGCCGAACCCAGAGCAGUUGGCGGUGGCGGAGGAGGUCCUACGAGAGGUCUUAGAGGAGCACGAGCGGAGGUGGGCUGAGCUGAAGGCAGGAGUUGACUAUGUGCAUGAGAAGCUCAAGCAGAGCUUUCAGCACUUGACCUCCUUGUUGGGAAGGCUUCCUGACGCUGCCCUAUCCGUCCUGGAUGAGUUUGGCAAGCGUGUGGGUCAUUUGGAAGAUGAAGUGGCCACAUUGGCAUUGCAAGCGGAACAGCUCUCACAGCGUGUUUCGCAAGAGCAGCUGCAGCGCUGGGGUGUGACCUUGAACUUCGGCGAUGCCUUGGCUCCAUCAGAGGAAAUUGCUAAAGACGCCUUGGAGUGGGGGAAGAUCUCACAAGGAGCUUUGCUGGAAGCUUUAAGGCAAUUGAAGAUGGGAAAGGUCAGACCUGGCAGAAGACGAGGAAGCAAAUGUAUUGAAGAAGGAGCAGAUGUCACCUUCGGUCUAUACACCACUGGCCAGCAGGGGAAUGCUUCGAUCACGAAUGGCUUCCGAGAGAAUCCGUACCUUGUCCGUCUUCUGACGGCCUACUUCCGACGGCACUGCGAGCAAGCUGGCGUCCAGGCUUUCCUCACUUCCAUCACUGUCAGCAAGGAUUUGAAAUUGACCGAUGACAACCUGGGUUUGGGUAUGUUGAUGUCGCUGGGGUCUUUCUGUGGCGGCGGCUUGCAUAUUGACAAGCAUGGCCAGGUGGACGAAGACGAAGAAGACCGAGAAGAGGUUUUGAAGGUCUCUGAAAGGGUCACCAAGGCCGCCAAGGAUUAUGAACCUGGUGAAGAGGUGGUGGGUGUCGUCCUGAAGACCCAUGGAAUCAUGAGAGAGUUCAAUGCCUUUUACUUGCACAAACCGGAAGCGUGGACGCCCAAAGACGGCCAAUGUGAACGCUUUACCAUCACUUGGUACGUGUCACGUGCUGUGACCUUGGAGCUGGGCCGCACGCAUCGUGACAAGCUCGCCCGUGAGUUGGAGCAAGCAGGAAUGAUCUGGCCCAGUGAGGACCACAUUCAACGCUGCAAGACCAUGCGCUAUAGGGACAUGCAGUACAAGCAGGCAUGCAGGCCGCUGAGGCCUCUCCGGCUCACGCCAGCCCCUCACAUCGCCGAGUCCGCAAUGGUGUUGCACGAGGACGAGCAGGACAAGCAGACGGACGCUGCAAGGCAAGCACUGGUCAAGAUCCCUAAGCCCAAGCGUGCGCGAGUCUUCCAAAAGCCGGUUGCCAAGAAAGCUGUCAAGAAAGCGCCAAAGGCUGCUGCGAAAGUGAAGAAGCAGACAAAGCAACCAAAGAAGCAGCCGAAGAUGGAUGAAGAGCUGCGGAAGCAAUUGCACCGAGUGUACUCGCAAGGCUGGCACACGGCGAGGAGGAAGAAUCCUAAAGCCGGCCAAGCUUUCUUCAAAGCUCGAGCAGCGGCUGCGCGCAAGAAGUGGAUUCUUCAGACGCCAGCAGCCCGGCGCAGCGAGGUGGCGCGGAGGUUCCUGUGAGUCGCCGCACCCAAUGCACCGCCGGCGCGCCCAAUGUGGGAACGUACCCGGCGUGCUCAUAGAAGAUGCCAUUGUGCCAAUGAACAACCAAUAAUUCAAGCGCGAGCUUGGCUCCGUAGAUAGUGGCUUUCUGCCUUUUCAGUUGCCAU
Messenger RNA from Durusdinium trenchii, 1919 nucleotides. The record is from the annotation of a GenBank genome assembly. NCBI's taxonomy places the organism in Eukaryota, Dinophyceae, Suessiales, Symbiodiniaceae.